This is a messenger RNA of Rangifer tarandus platyrhynchus (Svalbard reindeer), 321 nucleotides long. NCBI's taxonomy places the organism in Eukaryota, Metazoa, Chordata, Mammalia, Artiodactyla, Cervidae. The record is from the annotation of a GenBank genome assembly.
AUGUGCACUAGAGGACCUGUCAGCUUGGGGCGAUCACCCGGCCUCACACACAGGCAGCCAGAACCUCUGUGCUGUCCGAGUCUGCAGCGCAGCCUCCAGCCCAGCAGGGAACAGCUCAUCUGUGGGCUGUGCACUCAUCCCGCAGGUGCUGUGGACGAGACCUUGGAGCGUGACCUGGAGACCUCCCGUCCCGGGGCCUGUGAGCUGCACGUGGGGAACGUGUCUUUUCUUGUCCAGGAUGGGUGGGAACUCCUUUCUCCCCAGUACACCAGCUACAAGAGUGCACACUUCUCAUAUAGGCAUUCUGGUAAAUGGAGUUAA